Podarcis lilfordi (Lilford's wall lizard) is the source of this 11456-nucleotide messenger RNA. The record is from the annotation of a GenBank genome assembly. NCBI's taxonomy places the organism in Eukaryota, Metazoa, Chordata, Lepidosauria, Squamata, Lacertidae.
AUGAGUUACAUUAUACGCCCCUGGGCCACAGGAGACCUUAAGGCCAUCAUGCGACUUAUUAGGGUAAGAGAUUUGGGGGUGGGAGGGCGAGGAGAGCACCCAGAAAGCAGGAGAUUUGGGUACAGGGAGUGCCUUAGACCCAGAGCUGGAUUUCUCCCCACCCCAUUUAUGGUUGGGGUGUACGGGGCAUUCGGGAAAGAGAAAUUACCGUAUUUUUCGCUCUAUAAGACGCAUCAGACCACAAGACGCACCUAGUUUUUGGAGGAGGAAAACAAGAAACAAAAUAUUCUGAAUCUCAGAAGCCAGAAAGCAGCAAUCCCUCUUGCUGGUCUGGCUUCUGGGAUAGCUGCGCAGCCUGCAUUUGCUCCAUAAGACGCCCACACAUUUCCCCUUACUUUUUAGGAGGGAAAAGUGAGUCUUAUAGAGAAAAAAAUACAGUACCUCUGUUGAGGGACACGUCAUGCUCCUUCUGGGGUGGUUUGUCCACCUCUGGACCCCAUCCUGCGCUCUGCUCUCACCUGCGGCUCCGAGAAGCUGUCGGCGUGUGACAGCAGCCACAUACCGGGAACGGCUUCAACCCCCGGCUGAACCAGGCGAGGGGAGCCAGUGGGUCUGAAAGCCUCGGGGAGUUAGGGACAUCCUCUGCCUGUGACGACAGACUCUAGAAGAUGGAGCAGACGAGACCAGGAGUGGGUCUAAUGGUCAAGAGGGAAUGAGGGGCAAAUGGGGCUCGUCCACCUGGGAAGGGAGCCCAUCUUGGGGAAGGAAAACUGAUCCUCGACCUCCUCUGCCUUGCCGGACAUCUUCAGGAUGUGCUGGGCCCAGGGGUAACCCGUGAAAUGCAAUCCAGUCCCAGUCCCAAAUCCAAGGGUUCUGCGAGGAGUCAGUCUGACAGGGCUGAGGCAGGAAACCAGGCAAGGACAGGCACAGGAUCUCAGGCAGGAUCUAGCAUACAGCAAUGUUGCUUCCACAACCUGGAGCAGGGUCCAGCAGCCUUUUAUCUCUGUCGGGGUAACGGCCGGUCCUGAUCCCUCAGCGACUCACCUCCGUUUCGCCCGAAGGUGAGCACUCCUCCUGCGAGUACUCAGGUCUCUCCUUCUCUCCGACCUCAGUCUCUGCAGCUCGGGAGACGUCGGUGGGUUACUAGACCCAGAGGCCGCCUUAGCCCCUCCUGACCCAACCGGUAGUGGAGCAGCUGUAAGUGAUGGCCCAGCUGGAGGCAACGAGGUCGUCCCCGCAUCUGGAGCCAGGGCAGGAUCAGGCCCCUGACUCGGCCCAGCUGGUGCUUGUUGCAGGGGAACCUGGGCAGACUGGGGCUCUUCAGAAUCAGGACCCAGAUUAGGUUCAGCUGCCGCCUGGGGCAAAGGAUCCGGUGCGGACUGAGACUCCUCUGGCUCCGAGGCCGAGCCUCAGGCCAGCACACAGGAGAGGAAAAGGCUCUGGAGUAAACCCUACACAAAUCUGGAGCGGAGUCCCUAAGAGGGUUGGAUAAGGCCUUGUACGCCUCCUUCCAGCAACCCCUGGAGCCACCCAGCUCGUCGGACUAGGUCCGCGGGUCCCUGCGGAAGAAAAUGAGCUCAGCCGGAGACAGGAGCAAACUGCAGAAGAUCCAAGUUUAUUGCGCAACAGGUUCAAGGCGAGAUUGAACAGCGAGAAAGGGGUGACAUGAACUUUUGAAACUUCCCUCCAUGUCCCAGGAUACAUUGCAAAAUACAUCCUAGUUACAUCAUGAAUACAUUAAGAAGAGGUUGGGUUACACAGGAUUAACAUACGGAGGAGGGAGGGGGGAAUAUGCAGAGCUGGAGAUAUGCGCAGAUAAGCACUUCCUGAGUACCGGUGAUGAGAAGUUAGUGGUCCAUGUAUGCAUAUUCUGUCACCUGGCAUUCCCCUGAGGAAAGGCUUGGUAGAGUGAUUUGACAGGAUUAGGGUCUUGACACCUUGGUUGAGGGAUUAUAGAGGACAGGGGAGGUGUCAUGGAGUCCUAGAGAAAUUGAGCAAAUUGGCACGUUGAUUUUCUAUGAAUUUUAUAGAUUCUAGUCCCUUUUGACAUUGACAAUUGGAAAUAAAUGGAUAUAUUGUAGCGAAGAAGAAGGUGAAGAAGACAUGCCCCCCCCUUCCGUAUCAAUAAACAAACCAUUCGUUUAUUAACUUUGCAUUCCACCCGCUCAAGGUGGUGAACAUUUGUUAUUUAUUCAUGUAUCACAUUUACUGACCGCUUUGAUCUUCCCAGGAUCUCAAGGCAUUGUAGAUAGCUCUCUCCCCGCCCCCAUUUCAUGCUCACAACAACCUUGUGAGGUAGGCUAGGCCAGGCACAGGCAAACUCAGCCCUCCAGAUGUUUUGGGACUACAACUCCCAUCAUCCCUGACCACUGGUCCUGUUAGCUAGGGCUGAUGGGAGUUGUAGUCCCAAAACCUCUGGCGGGCCGGAGUUUGCCUAUGCCUGGGCUAGGCUAAGGAGACAGCGACUGGCUGAGUGGAGGAUUUGAACCCUGCUCUCCCGGGUCCUAGGCCGAUGCAGUGACCACUAUGCCACACUCGGAUGGGCAGGCAUGGCUCCUUGGGUCUGAAAUCCUGGAGAGAUGCUGUUGCCAUUCAGUGUAGGCAAUGCUGGGCUGGAUGCACCAAUGGUCAGAGUCGGUAGAAGUCAGUUUCCUAUGUCCCUACGAUGCGGCUGGCCUUGUAAUCCAAGGGCCUUGCAUGACUCAUACACAACAUUUUGCUUCUUCCAGGACUCUGCAGCUUUCCACAAAGCUUUGGACCAGCUGACAACCACCCCAGAACGUAAGGAAAAUUCUGCAGCAAUGGCAGCGUUUCGUGGGGUUGUUUUUGUUUGUUUUGAUUUUGAGUUUCAAAGCUUUACUGCAGGACAGUCUUAAAAGAGUUGAAAAUAAAGCUUACAAAGAUACCAAGUAAUACAUCGCUCCGCUGAGUUCUCGGGUUCCAUUUUCUGCCAAAAGAGACCACUCGGGUUUUCAGCAGUGAGUCAUUAUUUAGCCCAGGGUUUUCCAAAAUUGGUUCUCCAGCCGCUUUUGGACUACAACUCCCUUCAUCCCUAGCUAACAGGAGGACCAGUGGUCAGGAAUGAUGGGAACUGAUGAUGGCAGCAUUUCAUAUUUAAAUGGAUUGCAGCUGGCACACUGCCCUGUAACCUUGAGGGAUGGCAUCUCUCCCCACACCCUCCUUGACAGCAGCCCUAGGUGCUUCCAGACUGUCACCUGUUUUGGGGUGGGGAUUCCCCCGAAAGAUCAGAGGGGUGGUUUUUUUUGCAAUAAGGAAAGUGAUGGGAAAAUGCAAUGGGAAAGUACAGUGGUAUCUCGGGUUACAGACACUUCAGGUGACAUACGCUUCAGAUUACAGACUCCACUAACCCAGAAAUAUUACCUCGGGUUAAGAACUUUGCUUCAGGAUAAGAACAGAAAUCAUGCUCUGGCGGCGCGGCAGCAGCAGCAGGAGGCCCCAUUAGCUAAAGUGGUGCUUCAGGUUAAGAACAGUUUCAGGUUAAGAACGGACCUCCAGAACGAAUUAAGUACUUAGCCCGAGGUACCACUGUAUGAGAUAAGAUUCGCUUUGAUGAACCGCCGUCUAACCUACCUGUCAACAAAUCAAGAUAAAUGCUCUAUAAAUGGGAUGCCUGUAGGAUAAGAGUAUUCUCAGCCUUCCUCCCGGUUUCUGAAUUCUGCCUUUUGCAAGACCUUCGGAUUCUACACUAGUAGAAAGCAAAAUGGCUCUCACAAACUGGGAUUUGGUUCACCCCGAUCUCCAUAACAAACAUCAAUCUAUCGAUUUAUUGAUCUAUCUAUUGUCUGUCUGUCUGUCUACAGUGGUACCUCAGUUUAUGAACUUAAUCCGUUCUGAAAGUCCGUUCUUAAACCGAAACCAUUCUUAAACCAAGGCACGCUUUCCCUAAUGAUGCCUUCCACCGCUGGUGCCCUUCCACCGUUCAGAUUCUGUUCUUAGACUGAGGUAAAAGUUAAAGCUAUGAUUUUCCCAGUAGUGAUGUACGGAAGUGAGAGCUGGACCAUAAAGAAGGCUGAUGGCCGAAGAAUGGAUGCUUUUGAAUUCUGGUGCUGGAGGAGACUCUUGAGAGUCCCAUGGACUGCAAGAAGAUCAAACCUCUCCAUUCUUAGGGAAAUCAGACCUGAGUGCUCACUGGAAGGACAGAUCGUGAAGCUGAGUCUCCAAGACUUUGGCCACCUCAGGAGAAGAGAAGACUCCCUGGAAAAGACCCUGAUGUUGGGAAAGAUGGAGGGCACAAGGAGAAGGGGAUGACAGAGGACGAGAUGGUGGGACAGUGUUCUCGAAGCUACUAAAAUAAGUUUGACCAAACUGGGGGAGGCAGUGGAAGACAGGAGGGCCUGGCGUGCUCUGGUCCAGGGGGUCACGAAGAGGCGGACACGACUAAACGACUCAACAACAACAAAUUAUGCAUUUUGUUACUAUAGUUAUUGCUAUAAACUCAAAUUUCCAAUACAUCUAUUCUUAAUUCUCUUCACAAUAAUUUAUAAAUUACUCCUUACAAAACUUCUUUUAACCCAACAAGCGAUGUCAAUUGAUUACAAUUGCUUUCCAGAUAUGUCGAAAACUUCUUCCAUCCCUUUAGGAAAGUUUGUUACUGCUUGUUUUGAGUUUUCCCUGUUAGUCCCGCCAUCUUGGCAUAGUUCAUCAAUUUCUCUUGCCAUUCUUCUUUAGUUGGUAUUUCUUCUUGUUUCCAUCUUUGGGCUAAUAGUGUCCUUGCUGCAGUUAUCGCAUAUAAAAACAGGUUUUUUUAUCAUUCUUAUGAAUUUCUGUACCCACAAUACCCAAUAGAAGGCCUUCUGGGGUUUUUUAAACAAAUGUAUAUUUCAACAUUUUUUCCUUCUCAUUAUAAAUCAUUUCCCAGAAGUCCUUCACUUUCUUACAUUCCUACCACAUAUGAUAAAAGGUACCUUCUUUUUCUUUACAUUUCCAACAUUUAUUAUCUAUUUUAUACAUUUUGGCUAAUUUUGCUGGUGUUCUAUACGUAUAUACCACCAUCAUUUUAUUUUAUUUUAUUUUUAUUCAUUUUUAAACAUAUCAGUUCCAACAGUCAUACAACAUAUCUUCUCAUCUUAUACAAUAUUUUAGACUUCCAUCAACACCUCUGGUGAUUUUCCGUUCUUUAUCACUUAUUCUGCAUUUCUUAAUUCCUGUAUUACAUUUAAUUGUCCUUAACUAAUAAUUCUUUUCAUAGUCAUUCUUGCAGUAUUUCAAAUAGUCCACCUUACAAAACUUCUUGCAGUCCUACUAGCGUAGUCUGUUCAUCACAAUUACUUUUCAAAAAGUUCAUAUAUUUACUCCAGUCUUCUAAGAAUCUCUGAUCCCGCAGGUUUCGAAUCCUUCCUGUUAAUUUAUCUAAUUCUGCAUAGUCCAUCAACUUCAUCCUCCAUUUCUUAAUAAAUGUAUAUUUCAACAUCUUUUUCAUCUCAUUAUAUAUCAUUUCCCAGAAGCUUUUCACUUUUUUACAUUCCCACCACAUGUGAUAAAAGUUCCUUCCUUUUCUUUACUAUCUAUCCUUCUAUAUACCACCAUCAUUUUCAUAAUGUUUUCUUUCAAUGCACUACAUGCAGUAAAUUUUAUUCCCUCGUUCCAUAAUUUUUUGUAUAUUAUGACCAAUAUCUAUAGUCCAAUGAAUCAUAACAGUGGUUUAAAUAAAUCUGUCCCUUUCUUCCUAGUUCUCAGAAAAGAUGGGUUUGAGAAAGAUUCCACCUUUGGGUGCCUCGUAGCUGAGCUGCCCCCGGAACAGAAGAGCAAAGACGGUAAGCAAAAGAGGCGGACUGAGCCUUGCAAGGGAAAAUGCUAAACUUCUUUUUGGCAUGGGCGGGAAAGUGGAGCAGCGUUGCCUAGUGGGCGGGGAAAGCCAAGGAAACUGGCUAUAUAUAUAGCUCAGCAGGUAAGGGACAGAAAUACAAAACCGGGAUGAUUAUCAAGAUGAGGAACGAUUGUCGGGGUUGUCGAUUUAUUACGCGAUACGCUGCGGGGUGAAGGGAGGUGGAGACGGCCGCUAAGCCGGAUGUCUUUAAAAGAGAAUUAGGCAAAUUCGUGGAGGAAGAGAGGGCCAUUGUUGAUGAUUUGACGUUUUCAUCCCCAAAAAGUUUUUGAUUUGAGUUUCUACUGAAAUGAGGCUGCAUUUUAAUGUUGUAUUUUGAUCUUGUUUUUAAGUCAACCUGGCCUUGGGCUGGUUAACAUCCCAUAAUAUCCUUUUAAAUAGGUUUGUGGGAGGUUUAGAUUAUUGGUUUGGUUUGUUCUUGUUUUUCUUAUGUAUGUAUUUUGUGUUUUUAUCUUGUAUUUUGAUGCCCUGAGAUCUACAGAUGAAGGGUGAUAUACAAAUUUAAUUAAUAAAUAAAAAUAAAAACAAAAACUACUGUAUUUUUCCGUAUACAGUCAUACCUCGGGUUACAGACCCUUCAGGUUGCGUUUUAUCAGGUUGCGGACCACCGAAAUCCGGAAGUACCGGAACGGGUUACUUCUGGGUUUCGGCGCUCGCACAUGCGCAGAAAUGCCAAAUCGCAACCCGCACUUGCACAGAUGCGCCACUGCAGGUUGUGGGCGCUGCUGGUUGCGAACGUGCAUCGGAUCACGUUCGCAACCCGAGCGUCCACUGUAUAAGACUAGGUUUUCCCCCUAAAAAAUAAUGUCCAAAAUUUGGGGACGUCUUAUACACAGGGUCAUCCCAUUUUCUUAAAUCAGGGUCCCCCAAAAAACAGGGGGUGUCUUAUAGACGGAAAAAUAUGGUAAUCAUAAAACUGGAGGUGAACUGAUGCUGAAUUUGGGCUUCUGCUGGUGUUGGGAAUUAUCGCCCAGCCCAUUCCCUCUUAAUAUGCUUUUUAAUUUUGCUCCUCCUCCCUGCUCUCCAGGUCGCACAAUAGUCGGGUACCAGUUCCAUUACCUCUCCUACUGCACGUGGUACGGCAGAAUCCUCUUCGGCGAAGAUCUCUACGUUGUGCCGGAAUUCCGAGGUACUCGGGAAGUUGGGUGCCUCUGAACAUGUGCAGAGUGCACUCCUCUCUCUUCUCACUGAGCGCACAGACCAUAAUCAGUAAACUAGGAUGAGGAAUAGUGAAGGAUCGGAGGGCAGAUAAGUGGGAAAAACUUCAUAGCCUUUUUUGGGUCCAUUUUAUGGGUUUGCUGGAUGGGUCUGACUCAUAGCUGUCAACCGUCCCUUAUUUGGCGGGAAAGUCCCUUAUCCCAGCGCUGUGUCCCGCUGCUGUCCCUUAUUGAUGAUGUUAAUUUCCCGGGUUUCAAAGGAAGCAGCUCCUCUCCCUCCCUCCCUGCCGGCCAGGGAGGAGGGAGGCUCCAACUGUGUGGCUUGGCUGCGUUGCUCACCCAAUAAGGAGUCUGAGAACGACUGGGGGGUGGAGCUUGCAUGCCUUGUGCCAAUCAAAUCGGCCGCGUUGCCUGGGGACUCGCCUUUGCUCAGCGCUUCCCAGCGGAGAGGUGACGGUGGUUUUCCUUGCUGCAUCCCCUUUGCCGGGUUGCUGCGCUGUGGGAACCACCGCGUGAGGCUUCGUUUGGCUGCUGGCUGGGCUUUCUGCCUUUGGCUCGGAGGGGCUCAGAAGUUGAACAUAGCUGUGCUUGGAAAAUCCCUUAUUUUGGCUGCUGAUCCCUUAUUUUUGAGGCUGCUGGUCCCUUAUUUUCAAAUCUGUAAGUUGACAGCUAUGGUCUGACUGUUGGGGAAGUGGUUGUUGCAGUUGCAAUAAAGUGUCUGGAUAGUUGCCUGCUGAUAAGAGUCAGUUCUGUUGUAAACAAAAUCUGCCCUUCUUCCCUUAUGGGGUCUGCAAGAGCCCGUAUAGAGUCCUUAAGUGGGUUCCCUAUCGGUAGGAGAAAAUAACAGAGGCCAAACAGAGAAUAUUGAGAAGCAAAGCGGCUAGUAAGCCUGAUCUUUAUUAAAGCUGUUGCAACAGGGUCCUCAUACAUAAAUUCCCACAACAGUUCUUUCACCCAGUUUCGCCUCUGGCCCUGCCCAUCUCUGGUAAGUGGCCCCCAGAAGGUUGUGCGCAUGGGAAUCUGGCCCUCAGACUAAAAAAAGGGUUCACACUGCAACAGCUUUUUUUAAAAAAGUCCUGAAGCGAAUGCAACCUGUGUCCGCACGUCUGCACGUGUGCAGGUUGCGUUCUGGCACUUCCACGCAUGCGCGUGAUGUCAUUUUGAGCGUCUGCGCAUGCGUGCACAGCGAAACCUGGAAGUAACGCGCUCCGUUACUUCCGGGUCACCGCAGAGCGGAACCCGAAAAUAUUCAUCUCAAAGUGUAUUUACCCUGAGGUAUGACUGUAGUCCUAACACCCUGCUAAUGUAUUAACCUGGGUACAGUGCUUCUGUGUGUGUACAGAGUAUAUAUAUAUAUAUAGACGCUGUGGGUUAAACCACAGAGCCUAGGACUUGCCAAUCAGAAGGUUGGCGGUUCGAAUCCCCGCGACGGGGUGAGCUCCUGUUGCUCGGUCCCUGCUCCUGCCAACCUAGCAGCUCAAAAGCACGUCAAAGUGCAAAUAGAUCAAUAGGUACCACUCCAGCGGGAAGGUAAACGGCGUUUCCGUGCGCUGCUCUGGUUCGCCAGAAGCGGCUUAGUCAUGCUGGCCACGUGACCCAGAAGCUGUACACCGGCUCCCUCGACCAGUAAAGCAAGAUGAGCGCCACAACCCCAGAGUCGCUCACGACUGGACCUAAUGGUCAGGGGUCCCUUUACCUUUACCUCUCUCUCUCUCUAUAUAUAUAUAUAAAAUUUGGCAAUAUUAACUGAACCAAGCUGUGCUGGGCCCAGGGGUAACCCGUAAAAUGCAAUCCAGUCCCAGUCCCAAAUCCAAGGGUUCUGCAUGGAGUCAGUCUGACAGGGCUGAGGCAGGAAACCAGGCAAGGACAGGUACAGGAUCUCAGGCAGGAUCUGGCAUACAGCAAUGUUGCUUCCACAACCUGGAGCAGGGUCCAGCAGCCUUUUAUCUUUGCCGGGGUAACGGCCGGUCCUGAUCCCCCGGUGACUCGCCUCCCUGUCUCGCCCAAAGGCGAGCACUCCUCCUGCGAGUACUCAGGACUCUCCUUCUCUCAGACCUCAGUCUCUGCAGCUCAGGAGACGUCGGUGGGUUACUAGACCCAGAGGCCGCCUCAGCCUCCCCUGACCCAAGCGGUAGUGGAGCAGCUGUAAGUGAUGGCCCAGCUGAAGGCAACGAGGUCGUCCCCGCAUCUGGAGCCAGGGCAGGAUCAGGCCCCUGACUCAGCCCAGCUGGUGCUUGUUGCAGGGGAACCUGGGCAGACUGGGGCUCUUCAGAAUCAGGCCCCAGACUUGGUUCAGAUGAUGCCUGAGGCAAAGGAUCCGGUGCAGACUGAGACGCCUCUGGCUCCGCGUCCGAGCCCGAGUCCCAGGCCAUCACACAAGCAGAUCUUUUUAAACCAAGAAAACGCUCAAAGCCUAGUUCAGAAUGUCCACAGCUAAAAAUGAAGUGUGAUUAACUUGUUCAUUCGUUUUCCCCCGUUUUCCCAACCAGGCAAAGGCAUUGGCACGAGUUUAAUGAAUAAAGUGGCAAAGGUGAGGCUGAACGGGUGUGUGUGUUUGCGUGUGUGCUGUUGUUGUUGUGAAGGAGCCUGGCUAGCCACCCCUGACUGAACCAGGCCAGAGUGUGAACGGACUAUUUAUCCGUUUCUUACAUUUAUACCACACCUCCUCGUCCAAGGAGCUCCAGGUGGUGUACAUAGUUCCCCCCCCUCUUCAUCAUAUCCUUGCAACAACCCUGCGAAGUAGGUCAGGCUGAGACCGUCCCAGGACGUUUCCGAGCACAAUUCAAAGUGUUGGUGUUGACCUUUAAAGCCCUCAAAGGCCCAGUAGACCUGAAGGAGCGUCUCCACCCCCAUCUUCAGCCCGGACACUGAGGUCCAGCUCCAAAGGCCUUCUGGCGGUUCCCUCACUAUGAGAAGCCAAGUCACAGGGAACCAGGCAGAGGGCCUUCUCGGUGGUGGCGCCCGCCCUGUGGAGCGCCCUCCCUCCAGAUGUCAAAGAGAAAAAUAACUACCAAAAUUUUAGAAGACAUCUGAAGGCAGCCCUGUUUAGGGAAGCUUUUAAUGUUUAAUAGGUUAUUGUAUUUUAGUGUUUUAUUGGAAGCUGCCCAGAGUGGCUGGGGAAACCCAGCCGGGGUAUAAAUAAAUUAUUAUUAUUAGUAGUAUUAUUAUUAUUAUUAUUAUUCAAAGCCCAUUUCUCUGCGGAAAGAAUUAUUUAGCCGCUGUCGUUUGAUGGCAUUUUACCAUUGUUCUUCCCACCUUGGAUCAAAUCUAUGCUUCCAGGUGCCAUAAGAAAGCUGCAGAAAGCAGGAUAGUGCGCAACCCAGAAAUGAUCUCUUUCAGCUUCUGCCUUCUGGAAGAAGGAACAGGGUUAUAAAGACUAGGACUAGCCGCCUGAGAAAGAGUUUCUAUCCAAAUGCGAUUUUGGUUUUAAACGCAGUGUAAGGUAGUCUCUGUGGGAGUAUACAGUGGUGCCUCGCAAGACGAAAUUAAUCCGUUCCGCGAGUCUCUUCGUCUUGCGGUUUUUUCGUCUUGCGAAGCACGGCUAUUAGCGGCUUAGCGGCUAUUAGCGGUUUAGCGGCUAUUAACGGCUUAACGGCUUAGCGGCUAUUAACGGCUUAGCGGCUUUAAGAAAAAGGAAACAAACUUGCAAGAACUCGCAAGACAUUUCAUCUUGCGAAGCAAGCCCAUAGGGAAAUUCGUCUUGCGGAACGACUCAAAAAACGGAAAACUCUUACGUCUAGCGAGUUUUUCGUCUUGCGAGGCAUUCGUCUUGCGGGGCACCACUGUAUUGUAUUUAAUUAUGGGCUAUCAGAGUUUUUAGGGGGUUAAACAGGCUGGGAUAGCAGGCUUGUUGGUUUUUGAAUGUCUGGCGUAGAUUUUUUCAAUUUCGUUGUUCUGUAUGGGACAAUGACAAUAAAGAUUAUCUUAUCGUAAAGGUUCCCAGGGAUUGUAAGUACGGUACCCAAAAUUCUUUGAGGCAGAUGUUCUUAAGGUUGUACGUUGCCUAAGAUAUUUUGAUAAAGGGCAGUUUUAUUCCUGUUUAGACCCACCCACCCAGAUGCUUAGAAGGCUGAGAUGAUGCUAAUCUGCUUUUAGGAUUUUAACUGCCGUGUCUUUUAAAGUUGAGUUGCAGAUUUCACUUGAUUUUCUUGCUUUUAUCCUUUUUUUUUGUAAACUGCUUUCAGCCCCCCCCUCCACACACAAUGAAGAGGUAUGGAAAAUUUUUAUGAAAUAAAAUUAAUAAAUAACGGCCUCCAAUUCCGCCUCCACCCCCUCAGAUCGCAUUGGAGAAAGGCUGCUCUGAGUUCCGCUUCAUCUGUGCCCGGUGGAACCAGCCGGCGAUGGAUUUCUACGCCAAGUUGGGAGCCGUGAACGUCACAAUUCAGGACCACUGGCACCUCUGCCACAUCGAAGGAGCGCAUGUCCAGAAGCUAGCGCAGCAAGCGAGGAAAUAG